Molecule: messenger RNA, 537 nt
Organism: Gossypium arboreum
Lineage: Eukaryota; Viridiplantae; Streptophyta; Magnoliopsida; Malvales; Malvaceae
Exons: 4
Coding region: 1-537 (178 amino acids)
Source: RefSeq, a predicted model, not a curated record
AUGCAUCCUGAUGGGAACAAGCUAUAUCGAGAUCUUCGUGAGUUGUAUUGGUGGCCUGGGUUAAAACGCGAAGUUACCGAUUAUAUAAGGAUCCUAGGGUCACAUCUCGGUUCUGGAAGAAAUUACAUGAGGCUUUGGGUACACGACUGGAUUUCAGUAUCGUUUUUCACCCUCAGACGGAUGGAUAAUCUUAGAGAGUGUUGUACUCCUACUUGUUGGACUGAACUGGGUGAGCGACGAAUUCUGGGGCUAGAGCUAAUUGCUGAUACAGAGGAUAAGGUAAAGUUGAUUCGGGGUCGGUUGAAAGAAGCAUUUGAUAGGCAGAAGUCCUAUGCAGACUUGAAGUGUAAAGAGAUCAAAUACUCUGUGGGGGAUUAUGCCUUUCUUAAGCUUGAGUUGCCUCCGGAGUUGGGAAGAAUUCAUGACGUGUUUCACGUUUCCAUGCUUAGGCGGUACCGAUCUGAUCCCUCACAUGUUGUGUCGGUUAAAGAAAUUGAAGCUAGGCCUGAUCUAACCUUCGAGGAAGAACCUGUGUGA